CGUUUGUACAAGCAAGGCCAUAUAUGCUCUCCCUCCUCUCCACGCGCGUUGUCGCCUCCACGGCGCUGCUCCUCACGCCCAGCAUGUCGACGGCGCGGACCGCUGUCCGCCGCUCCUCUGGCGUCCGCGCAUCGCUCGAGACGGACACGGACAAGGCCUUUUACUCGAUCGGCUUCAACGUUGGACGGCAGCUCAGCGACUUUGCCGCUUGCGAGCCGGCCGAGAUUGACUCGGUGCUCGCCGGCAUCCGCGAGUGCCUUCUCGGCGACGAGCCGCAGGUGCCGCUGUCCGAGUACGUGCCAAAGGCGAUGACGCUCCUUGGCGAGAAGCAGGCAAAAGUCGCCGAGGCUAUGGCGGCCAAGGGCGCCGAGACGCUCGCCGCCGCCGCAAAGGAGGAGGGCGCGGUGCAGACUGCGUCCGGACUGGUGGUGCAGACGCUGAGCGAGGGUAAGGGGGACGCGCCGACGCGCGAGAGCACCGUCAAGGUGCACUACGAGGGCCAGCUCGUCGACGGCUCCAUCUUUGACUCCAGCUACCGGCGCGGCGAGCCCAUCGAGUUUCCGCUCAGUGGCGUCAUCGCGGGGUGGACAGAGGGACUCCAGCUGAUGAAGCCGGGCGGCAAGGCCAAGCUGACCAUCCCGUCCGACAUAGCGUACGGCGAGCGCGGCUCCCCGCCCGCCAUCCCGCCGAAGGCCACCCUCAUCUUCCAGGUGGAGCUGCUCGAGGUUGUCUCAUGAUUACAGGGACCAGGGAGGGGGAGAAGGGGGGGGGGGGGGGG
Messenger RNA from Emiliania huxleyi CCMP1516, 778 nucleotides. RefSeq names its product FKBP-type peptidyl-prolyl cis-trans isomerase. The record is from RefSeq and is a predicted model, not a curated record. Gene Ontology annotation, biological process: protein peptidyl-prolyl isomerization. Gene Ontology annotation, molecular function: peptidyl-prolyl cis-trans isomerase activity. The transcript is spliced from 4 exons. Bases 24 to 737 code for a protein of 237 amino acids. NCBI's taxonomy places the organism in Eukaryota, Haptophyta, Isochrysidales, Noelaerhabdaceae. Gene Ontology annotation, cellular component: cytoplasm.